CCGAACGGAGGGAGACCCGGCGGGCAGCGGCGAAGAGGGGAGGCGGGCGCUGGCGCAGGCGGCCGGCCAUGAUCGCGUCGUGUCUGUGUUACCUGCUGCUGCCGGCCGCGCGCCUUUUCCGCGCCCUCUCAGAUGCUUUCUUCACAUGUCGAAAAAAUGCCCUUCUGGCGAAGAGCUCGUCCUCCCAGGUAGGAGGCGAUUUUGCCAUGGCCCCUCGGGGCCUCGACCAGGAGGAGUGUGAAGGCCUGCUGCAGCAGUGGCGAGAAGAAGGGGCGAGCCAGGUGCUCUCAACUGCGAGCGAGGGUCCCCUUGUAGAUAAGGGUCUAGCCCAGAGCAGCCUGGCGCUCCUGAUGGAUAAUCCCGGAGAACAGGAUGCUGCUCCAGAGGACCAGUGGUCCAGCAGGCAGCUAAGUGACCUGCGGGCAGCAGAGAACCUGGAGGAGCCUUUCCCCGAGGUGCUAGGAGAGGAGCCACUGCCAGAGGUCGAGGGCCCAAUGUGGGCAGCAGUCCCCGUGCAGACCGGCCCCCAGUAUGCAGACUGUGCCGUCCUCCCGAUGGGUGCCCUGGCUGCAGAGCAGUGGGAAGAGGACCCUGCAGUGGUGGCCUGGAGCAUAGCACCGGAGCCCGUGCCCCAGGAAGAGGCUCCCAUCUGGCCCUUUGCGGGCCUGGGGCAGUUGCAGCCUCCCCCAAUGGAAAUCCCAUAUCACGAAAUCUUGUGGCGAGAAUGGGAGGAUUUCUCCACUCAGCCAGAUGCUCAGGGCCUGGAGGCAGGGGAUGGCCCUCAGUUCCAGUUCACUCUGAUGUCCUAUAACAUCCUGGCCCAGGACCUGAUGCAACAGAGCUCAGAGCUCUAUCUGCAUUGCCACCCAGACAUCCUCAGUUGGAACUAUCGCUUUGCGAAUCUCAUGCAGGAAUUCCAGCACUGGGACCCUGAUAUCUUGUGUCUCCAGGAAGUCCAGGAAGACCAUUACUGGGAGCAGCUGGAGCCCUCUCUGAGAAUGAUGGGUUUUACCUGUUUCUACAAGAGGCGAACCGGCUGUAAGACAGAUGGCUGUGCUGUCUGCUACAAGCCCACGAGAUUCCGUCUGCUCUGCGCCAGCCCUGUGGAGUACUUUCGGCCUGGUUUGGAGCUCCUCAAUCGGGACAAUGUGGGCUUAGUGUUGCUGCUGCAGCCACUCGUCCCAGAAGGCCUGGGGCAAGUCUCGGUGGCCCCCUUAUGUGUGGCAAAUACCCACGUCCUGUACAACCCACGCCGGGGUGAUGUCAAGCUAGCCCAGAUGGCCAUUCUCUUGGCUGAAGUGGACAAGGUGGCCAGGUUGUCAGAUGGCAGCCACUGCCCCAUCAUCUUGUGUGGGGACCUGAAUUCCGUCCCUGAUUCACCUCUUUACAACUUCAUCAGGGAUGGAGAACUCCAGUACCAUGGGAUGCCAGCCUGGAAGGUAUCUGGACAGGAAGACUUCUCCCAUCAGCUUUAUCAGAGGAAGCUGCAGGCGCCACUGUGGCCCAGCUCCCUGGGCAUCACUGAUUGCUGUCAGUAUGUCACCUCCUGUCACCCCAAGAGAUCAGAGAGACGUAAGUAUAGCCGUGACUUCCUGCUGCGUUUCCGCUUCUGCAACAUCGCCUAUCAGCGACCUGUAGGACUGGUUCUAAUGGAAGGAGUGACAGAUACUAAGCCAGAGCGACCUGCUGGCUGGGCCGAGUCUGUCGCUGAGGAAGACACAUCUGAGCCUGAGCCUGAUUUCCCCAGGACUGUAGGCACCAUCCAGCACUGCCUCCACCUGACCUCGGUAUAUACUCAUUUCCUGCCCCAGCAUGGCCGCCCAGAGGUAACCACAAUGCCCUUGGGUCUUGGAACAACGGUGGAUUACAUCUUCUUCUCAGCCGAGUCCUGCGAGAAUGGGAACAGAAUUGAUCGCAGGCUGUGUCGGGAUGGAACUCUCAAGCUCCUAGGCCGGCUCUCCCUCCUCUCUGAAGAGAUUCUCUGGGCUGCCAGUGGCUUACCCAACCCCUUCUGCUCUUCAGACCACCUCUGCCUACUGGCCAGCUUUGGGAUGGACGUCACCGCCCCAUGACGGGCUCCCAGAGGAAGAGAGCUUCUCUUCCAGAAGAGCUCACUGGAUCAGAGACUGUGGAAAUAUCCCGUGCUCCUGGAAACUUAGAUCCAAGAAACUUACGUCCCCUCCCCUCCCCCUCCUUGUUCCCUUUUUCCCAUGGUUAGAUUUUCUCCAGGCCUGUCCACAUUCUCUGCCUGUGGUCCCUGCCCCACCCAACCUCUUCCUAAACUUGUGCCACAUACUUGGUGGCCCUGGGAGAGGCAGAAGGGGGGGGGUUCCCCCUUCCUUCCAUGUAUCCAGUGCUCCCCCUUGAUUUUUAAUUACCAGGGUUGUGGGAGCUGUUGAUGUCAUUGGUUAUUUGUUUUCAGGCCAUUUCUUGGUGGUGCCUUCUGACCUGACCUUCUCCCUGCCUGAGACCUCUGGGCCCAGCCCUCUUGCCAGACACAGACAUGUGAAAUGUGUGUUGUGUGCGUCCUCUCAGGGCGGGACUGCUCUGUGCAGCCAUGCCUGUCUCUGAGUAGCCCACUUUCCACACUGGGGUGAUCGGCCUAGGGGCAGGUGGAGGGCGUGACCGGGUAGCUGUGUGCUGCCAGGCAGCAGCAGGAGCACGGGCCCUUCUCUCCUUUUAUCUUCUGUAUUUCACUGGGUGUUCAUCCCGUCAGCCAGGGCAUCCUCAUCAUCUGGGCUCUGGGAACAAGUGGGCCCCACAACCUGGAGCAGCAGAUUCGGGGAUGCGCUGCCUGUCUCAGCAGCCUCCGACCCAGAGCUCCUCACAGGCCUGGCGUGCCUCCUCUAGGGCUCGUCCCUUUCCCUAGGCUGCCCUGUGGGAGGCAAACGUUUGAACCCCUGUGUGGGGGUUCGUGGGCAGGGAUAGUGGUUUGAGGUUCAAAACUCUGUAAACAUGUGGAGAAGGAACGGUCAGGAAACUCUCCUCUCACUGGAGGACUGGGGCGAGGGUGGGAGUCCCAGCGGGGAGACAGCAGGGCAGGCUCUGCAGCCGCUGCAGCUGGGACUCAAGGCCUCAGGGACUUGUUCCCUUUCCUCCACACACCUAAGCUGCAGUUCUUUGUUCCUCUCCUCCCACUGCUUUUUACUUUUUGCUGCCUCCCCCAUUCCCUUCCUUUUUUCCCUAGAAAGCCUGAUAUUUAAGCUCAGGCCAAACCUUCUCAGCAUAAAGGCAGCCUUGGACAAAACGGGCCCAAGAACUGGAGGUGGCGGUGCUCUAGGAUCUGCUCCGGCCAGCAGGGCCUGGGCUGCUCACUGCCUCUGCUUUCCCUCUCCUGGUGCAGAGGUACCCUGGCCCACACAAGUCACCUGCAUGCCUUAACCUUUCAUUGCUGGGUGUAGCUGCUGGCCCUGCAGAUGUGACUUGCAGUUGGCCCACUUGGCCUCCAGAAUGGGGCUGGAGGAUAUAGCUGAGAGGCUGAAGUUUGGGACAGUUAGCUAGAGGUUAACGUUCUCUCUCUCUCUCUUUUUAUUUUAUUUUAUUUUUAUUUUUUGAGAGCCAAAGGCCCAGCUUGAAUUCUACUGCUGCGUUCAUGGUUAUAAGCUUUCCAUGCGUAGGUUCUGGGGAAUUUACCUAUGCGUGUAUGUUUUUAAACGUCGUUUCCUGGGUACUGGGCAUGUGCCUGUCUGAGCCCCAGGCCUAUCUGUCCACACCCCACCAUCUACUCUGUUUGUCUCUCCCUGGGCAUCUCUUGAGAUGGUCUCAAGACAGUGCCCUGUUGGUUCCUAGGACUAGGGCCCAUUGCUGUUCUCUUCCGCCAGGAAAUGUAGUUUAAAAAUAGCUAAAGAUGGCAGAGGGCAGGAGCUUGAUAGGUGAUCUUUUCCUUGUUUUCUUAUUUGUUUUUGUUUUGGAAAUGAAAGGGGGUUUUAAAUGGCCAUUUGAACUCUUCUUUUCCAAAUAAAGGUUUAACUUUCUCCCCUACUGUUGGUUAUUUUGUUGGGAUCCUGGAGGGCAUAGGGGAGGGAAGGCCUGGAGAAUGAGGUGAGCAGAGAGGAAGAGACUGAUCCUGGGGUGGAGCUUCAAACUCUAAAUCUAGACCAGAGAGAAGGGCUGUCAUCUCCCUCUGGUAACUGAGCAGAUGCCCACUGCUCUGAGGCCUGGGAGGAACGGCUUGAGCACAGCCGCCUGCCCUGACUUUCAUGGGGUACAGCUCUCUUCAUCCUUGCCAAGCUAGAGGAGAAUAGUGCUCUCAGCUGCUUUCAUUCUUAUUCCAGCUGUUGCCCCUGUACCUGCCCCUAGUCUGAGCAGAGGAGGGUCUGUGGCGAAAGCAGGAUGAGAAGUGUUUUCCUGGUCAAAGCUACAGCCGCUGCAUGAGGCGUGAUGCGCGUGGCAGAUGCCUCUUGCUGCGCUUCUAUUUCUGAUCAUCUCUUCUGUAUUCUGGAGCCAUGGCUGAGCUGUGGGCCAUCUCUUGCUGGAAAGGUUUCUCUUCUUUCCUGGGCCUCACUCUACUGGGACUUCUGUCUUCCUCCAGCCUCCUUGUGUAGCGAGUCCACCAGCCCCUGUGCCCGUGGGAAGAAGCCUGAGAACAGGUGUGGUUUUCUGCCUUACCCGAUCAGAAUCCCAGACCCCACACCUCUGAAUCGGUACUGGACAAUCUGGGUUAUUUAAAGCUACCUGGGUACCAGUUGAACCGCCUGGGUUGGGAUUCAGCAGAAAGAAAAUUUUGCCAGGGAUUACGAACACGACUUGUCAUCUCGGCCUGGUCACUUGGUGAUUGUGGGUAAGUUAAUCCCUCCCUAUGUUUCACAUAUCUUGGUGAAAUGGAAAUUAAAGUAAUA
This is a messenger RNA of Hippopotamus amphibius kiboko, 4838 nucleotides long. It is a transcript of the gene ANGEL1, whose product is annotated as angel homolog 1. The record is from RefSeq and is a predicted model, not a curated record. Gene Ontology annotation, molecular function: 3'-5'-RNA exonuclease activity. Lineage: Eukaryota; Metazoa; Chordata; Mammalia; Artiodactyla; Hippopotamidae. The transcript has 10 exons. The coding region runs from base 69 to 2072 and encodes 667 amino acids.